Messenger RNA from Pollicipes pollicipes, 10464 nucleotides. RefSeq names its product mucin-17. The record is from RefSeq and is a predicted model, not a curated record. Lineage: Eukaryota; Metazoa; Arthropoda; Thecostraca; Pollicipedomorpha; Pollicipedidae. The transcript is spliced from 7 exons. The coding region runs from base 1 to 9150 and encodes 3049 amino acids.
AUGGCGAAGGUGGUUCUCGGCGGCUCCUGGUGCGCAGGCGCGCAAGCAAGAACCGAGCCGCCUUCGCCGCCUGCCGAAGCCGGACGAGUCGGAACCCAGAGGAGCUUAAGCAGGCUGCUGGCGCUCAUUCAACAGCUCGGCGGCCUGGACGCCGUGCAGAAGCUGCUAGACGGGGGCGGGGCUGACGCGGUGGGCCCAGGGCUGCUGUCGGCGAAGGACCGCCAGACGCUGGUUAAGGUUAUCGGUGGUCAGACCACCACCACCGCCCGGCCACGCUACUCUGCGAUCGCUCGCGAGCAGCCCUCCGAUGGGACAACGCCCGGACCGUCGUCCUCGGACGAGGCGGAGGCUGAGCCUGAGAACAGCCGCCCCCGACUGUCCCUGUCGCGCCGCCCGCGGCCAGAGGUCACGCAAGACGGACCCGAGGGCACUGGGUCAGAGGCCGUCAGCAACACCCGCCGUCGGCCCCAGUACAGCAGCAUCCAGAGGAACAGGCAACCGCAGACAACGCCAGCUGACGACAGUGGCGAUGUGACGUCAUCCGGCAAGGGGCGGCGGCAGUACGUCACGCUGCGGCGUGGGCGGCCCUCGGCGACGGCUGAUGAGGACGGGCAGACCGCGGACGCUGACUUCGGCGGCAGAAGAUAUGUCACGCUCAAUCGGUCUCGUCCGACGCCUCCCACCAAACCGGAGCCUGACUCCGAGGACCAGUCUGAUCCGACAGGGAGCCCCUCGGAGGUCAGCACGGGACCUGACGGCGCGGGUCUGCCCGAGCAGAACGAGGCCUCGGCCGGCGCCGGGCGCGACUCCCCUAACGCCGCUAGCGAGGCCUCCAGCAAAUUAACCAAUGACCCAGCUGGGUUCGAGUCGCUGCUUGACCUUACAGACGAGGCUGCCAACAGCCUGGAACCCGAACCCAAACGCCGGGUCCGCAUUCGUCUGCGCCGACCGUUUGACCGCUCUUCAGCGGGCCCCACGGAAGAACCUACGGAGCGACCGACAGAAGAACCCACCGAAGGACCCGAGGAAGGGCUGACCGCGUCCGAAGCGGGACAAGAUAGGCCCUCGCGUCGGCAGGAUGAGCGGAAGAUCCGCGUGAUCCGUCUGAAGCGUCCGCGCGACCGCGCUGGGUCGGACCGCAGCUCAGGCGAGUCCGAGAGCUCCCCCACACCCCCGCCGGAGCUGCGCGACAACGAGGUCACAAUUGACAACCUGGAGCAGACCAGCGAGGCCGAGCCUGCCGGGUAUGGAGUCCUCACCACAGUCCGCACGCCGCUGUUUGAGUCAGCCCUGCAGGGGGCGCGCGAGGGGGAGCCCACGGCCGCGCCCAAGCAAGCCGUGGACGCCAUCGAGACCGACCGGCGAAGAAUCGAGUCGAGCGUCAGGACGUCGGCGCUGUUCGACAACGAUCUGCCUCAGGCGGUGAGUGCGCGCGGGCCGGCGGCGACUGGCCGUCGCGCCCCCCUACGCCGUGGAGGGUCCGACUUCAGACUGAGGAACACGCUGAGGCGACUGGACAGCUCGCGGCGGCGGACUGGACAGGAGACCACGGAUGAGCGGCCGGAGCUCGGCGGAUCGCUGCGCAGCCGAGUCAGGAGCGGUCUGCGGCGCCAGGGCGAGGAGCCCGCUCCUGAUGAAGCGCGGGAGGCGGUCGAGGAGCCGCUGGAUGUGACCACGGAGUCUGCGCUCGAGGAGACGACGACGCAGCGCGGCCUGCGCAGGAUUGCGCUUCGGGGCCGCGACAGGCUGUCGGCGCUGCGGGGAAGAUCCAGGGACGGUGGCCGGAGACGGCUGGCCGAGCUGGUGUCGGAGUCGGCCACAGAAUCGCCCGAGUUUACUGCGGACGCCGUCACUGAUGUGGAAGCUGAGGCGACGGAGAGUGUGCCUGAGGAGGUCACUGAAGACCCUGCAGGAAUUGCGGCUAUCUUGGGCAGCGCACCCGUCACGGAGCUACCAGUUUCGGCCACCACAACAGCGUCUUCAGAGUUGCUAGAGACAACGACGGACGGGCUCGAGACAACAACCGCUCUGCCCGAUCUCGGCGAAGUAUCAACGACAGAAGCGACUCCUGACGCAGAUAGCUCUCCAAUUCGCAGCCAGAUCCUCCAGGAGGACCCCCUUCCGGAAGAGAAAGAGGAAGCUGCAGAGGCAGUCGAGCGGCCCGGCCGAAGGGGCCUUUUCCGACGUGUGCGCCCGGUGGAGACUGAAACUGCCUUGGGCACGGCAGCCGAUGGCUCUGAUGUCGAGGAGGACGGUCGCGAAAGACAAUUCCGGCGUCUGCGCCCUGUCGGCGGCCGGAACGUUCUCCGCUUGAGGCGUCCAGGCCGUCCGAGUGAGCCCGUCACGGAACUGCCUCCUACAGUCGCCACAACAGCCUCUGCCGAAUCGCUAGAGACAACGACUGACGGACUCGUGAUCGAGAGCACGACCAUUCUGCCAGAUCUCGGCGAAUUGUCGACGACAGAACAGGUUCCUGACACGGACAGCCCUCCCGUUCCUAGCCAGGUCCUCCAGGAAGACCUCCAAGAGGAACCGCUGCCAGUAGAGGAGGAGGAUGCCGCAAAGGCAGUCCAGCGGCCUGGUCGGAGGGGCCUAUUCCGGCGUCUGCGUCCGGCGGAGACAGAAACUGCCCUGGGCACAGCAGCCGAUGGCUCUGAUGUCGAGGAAGACGGUCGUGAAAGACAGUUCCGGCGACUGCGACCUGUCGGCGGCCGGAACGUUCUCCGCUUAAGGCGUCCAGGCCGUCCGAGUGAGCCUGUUACGGAGCUACCCACUACGGUCGCCACAACAGUCUCUUCAGAACUCCAAGAGACAACGACAAUUGGACUCGAAAGCACAACCGCUCUGCCCGAUCUUGACGAGGUGCCGACGACAGAACAGACCCCUGAUACAGACAGCUCUACGGUUCGUGGCCAGGUCCUCCAGCAAGACCCCGAGGAGGAUCCCCUGCCAGAAGAGGAGGAGACUGCAAAGCCAGCCAGACCGCCCGGCCGAAGGGGUCUGUUCCGGCGUGUACGUCCGGCGGAAGCCGACAUUGCCUUAGACACGGCAGUCGAUGGCUCUGAUGUCGAGGAGGACGGUCGCGAAAGACAGUUCCGGCGGCUGCGCCCCGUCGGCGGCCGGAACGUUCUCCGCUUGAGACGUCCAGGCCGUCCGAGUGAGCCCGCCACGGAACUGCCCCCAACGGUCGCUACAACGCCUUCAGAUUUGCUGGAAACGACGACAGAUCUACUCGAGACAACAACUGCUCCGUCCGAUCUCGGCGAAGUGUCAACGACAGAACAGGCUCCUGACACAGACGGCUCUCCGAUUCGUAGCCAGGUCCUCCAGGAGGAUCCUCUGCCUGCAGAGAAAGAGGAAGCUGCAAAGGCAGUCGAGCGGCCCGGCCGAAGGGGCCUUUUCCGACGUGUGCGCCCGGUGGAGACUGAAACUACCUUGGGCACGGCAGCCGAUGGCUCUGAUGUUGAGGAGGAUGAUCGCGAAAGACAGUUCCGGCGUCUGCGACCUGUCGGCGACCGGAACGUUCUCCGCUUGAGGCGUCCAGGCCGCCGACCACCGCUCCUCCGUCGUGGGCGACCCGUCCAGGAGGUCACCGCUACGACCGAGGCACCUUCUCCCACGCUUCAGACUGCAGACGAGGUGGCGAACACCACAGAGUCGACCCUGGGUCUGUUCCCUGAGGAAACCACGCAACAGGGCGCAACAGCUGGACCAGAUGAGUACGCGUCUACAACUGAAUUCCCGUCCUUAGCUGACGAGGGGGAAACCACGACUGUCGUUUCUCUGGUGGAAGACACCACCGCCAGCACUGAAGACAUCACCACAGAGGAUUCCUUCACGACUCCAGUCGAACUCGAUGCCACUACCACCGAGCAACCACAAGACGAUCCUUCUCCGUUGGACAUUUUCGGAAGCCUGGGCUUGGAUGGCAAGGCUGAUCGCGGAAGUGUCGAAGAGAACGCUGGAACUGACGGUGCACGUAACGGGACCAAUACUACGCCUCAGGCGUCCGUCGAGGAUCUUUUCCGCAAUGUGUUUGGCAAUGUGAAUCCCUCCGGAGAAGAAGCGGGCGCAUUCAGCACCACACCACGAUCGGCCGCCGUCAACGACAUUUUCCGCCAAGUGUUCGCAAAUGAAGCGCCUGACACCACUCCGACAGAACCGGAUGCUAGACCGGGCAGAAGACCACCGCCAAGAGGGCUCUUCCGUCUGCAGCGUCCCACGUCUGUCCCCGCCUCCACCACAGGCGAGACGGACGAUGUUCCCAGUGUGGCCCGCCCAUCUCUGCGACAAGGCCUUCGCUCUCGACUGCGUGCAGACGCGGGCACAUCGUCCACAGACGAGGAGAACUUACCAGUGCGGGAUCGCCUGGCUGCCCUCAGGGCCGGACGAUUGAGUCGAGUGCGGCCCAGUCCGCAGGAUGAGGUCGCUGCUGAGCCAGAGAGUGAACUGGAGGACAAGACUCCAGCCAGGGAGGGUUUGUUCCGCCGCCUGCGCCCAGCAGGCGGCCAGGAAGCAGCCAGGGAGCAGGAGACCGUCUCGGGGGAGAAGAAGCCCUCGCGCGUGCGAGGCGGACUCUUCCAGCGGCGCCGACCCUCAGCCGUUCUUGGGGACCGUUCUGAAACCGCUGACGCAGACCAGAAACCAUCCAUAGACGAGCUUUUCCAGAGUGUGUUCGCCAACGGAGCUGUUAGACAAAAGGUUGACUCCGUUGGAAACGUGGAAGCGACAGGUACUCCUGCGAGUGGUGAGGUCGUUACCGAAUCGUCUGCCCUGGAAGAGACCACUGAUACGGUCGAUGACGUGAGCACCACCGUCAGAUCUCAGGACACAACUGAGGCCUCAGAACUUGAGAACACUACGCCCGGAAACCCGGAAGUCACAGAUAAUCCUACGGAGGCAAACACUGACGUCCCAACGACAGAAGGGGUGCCCAACGCAGCUACUACAGAGGCGGUGGAAACUGACCCUGCUUCAACAAGCCGGGGCCUCUUCAGUCGACCUGGCUUAAGACGAAGCGAACCUUCGGCGUCUGAAAACGGAGCCCUGACGGCAAGCAGCGACAGACUAGCGCGCCUGAGAGCCACCCUGAGGAGGCCGACUGUCAAGGCACCGAGUGACGAAGAGCCCACUACUGGGGACGAAAGCGAAUCCACAGCCGAUGCACCGCUACGACGCCUGCGACAGGGCCUUCUUGGCCGCAUACGCGAUCGACCCGAUCCCUUGGCCUCCGGUAGACGUCGUCCCAGUCCGCUCACGCUGGGCCGCCGCCCCCUGGUGCGACCAUCAGACGUAAAAGCAGAUUCGCCCGCAGGUGAACUCGACAAUUCCACUGAGAUUGCCGAAUCGACCACAAAUGCUCCUUCCAUUGGGACAUCUCCGCGUACCACGUCGGAAGCCGGAACGGCUGACGGCGUCCAAGAGGCCAAAACAGAGACAUCAGUGCAUUCGACAGAUCCGUCCUCUCUUGCCACCACCGAGGCAGCGACGCCAGCAGAAGAGAACGCUACCGACGAACCUUCUCAACAGGAGACGAAUGGUGACGCUGCGCAGCCGAGACUUCGCUUCCUUCAGCAGCUUGGUUCCCCCCGCAAACGUCCCUUCCCCUUCCGACCCUCAUCCAGCCGUCGGAAUUCCCUCGGAAGCCGACUUCGGGAUCGUCUGUCGGUCACUGCUAGUCUGUCUGGGUCGACCACCUCCGACUCACCGGUGAAUGAUGAGGAGCCUAAAGUCAAUGCUGCCGAAGAGCAGACUUCGACGGACGCUGAGACGACGGAGAGGUCGCCAACGCCUAGGACUCGCCGACCUUCCUCUCUUCUGUUCCCUGGUCGAGGUGGUUCUGAUGCGACGGGUGCUAGUGAGGAGACGAAUGAUGAUACUCCCGUUGGCGGAGACGUGGUGGCGGCACCUCCAAGACGAUCGCUGUUCCAGCCAUCCAGGAGACCACCACCUCGAGGAGGUCUGGGCAGUCGUCUCAGAGACAGACUUAACAGACCAGGGCGGGUCUCGGACACGGUCGAGGAUGCCUCUGCUGACGGUACGGAAUCAACGUCAAGUGACACCACCACCACAGAGAGAAGCGUGACACCAAGAUCCCGUCGUCCACCUUCUCUGCUGUUCCGUAAUCGCGAGCGGGACUCCACCACUGCAGAAGCAGCUGAGGACAAUACCGAACCCUCCCAAGACAGUGAAGCGACGACAGUGUCGUCGUUAUCCGGCCUGUUUCAGCGGUCUCGCAGGCCGGCUGUCGGCGGAAGCCUUGGCAGUCGCCUGAGAGAUAGACUUGCCAGCCUGGGUGGUCGCGGCAGAUCCACUUCUAGUCCGUCAGCGCAGGAAGUACUGGAUGAGGGAUCUAAGAAUGACGAUGACAUCCCUGCUAUUAAAGCUUCGCCUACUACGAGCCCUCGGAAGCGCAUACCCACUCUUUUAGCCGGUCUCAGGGAGGCUCAAGAAACGCCCAGCAAGGACCAGGAAGACUCACCUGGGGACUCGCCUACAACGAGUUCUCGGGAGCGCAUAUCCGCUCUUUUCGCCGGUCUCAGACGGGCUGAAGAAACACCCAGCAAGGAACAGGAAGACUCGCCUGGGGACUCGCCUGCUACGAGUUCUCGGGAGCGCGUAUCCUCUCUUUUUGCCGGUCUCAGACAGGCUCAAGAAACACCCAGCAAGGAACAGGAAGACUCGCCUGUGGACUCCCCAAAUGAGGAUGCAACUACAGAACAGCCGACUUCAAGUUUGUUCCGGCUAUCGAGACGGCCAGUGUUGCGUAACAGCCUUGGAAGCCGGCUUAGGGACCGUCUGGCGAGCGGCGGCAACUUAAAUGACAGAUUGUCUGCCUCCGGGUCGGCAGAGGAGGAGGCCAGCGAGGCUGUGAACGUGGAGGCAACCUCUGACAGGGCCUCAGAUAUUGCCAUCCCAACCCGGCGUCCAUCCCUGCUGCGGUUUAGCGACCGCGACCAGGAGGCCGAGCCGGCGGAGGGUGCUGAAGUGCCCGGUUCCGUGGAUGCGCAGAAGGCGAUUGAGGCUCUGACUUCACAGCUACUGCAAACGAAUCGUAAACGCCCGCAAGGCAGCCUCAGAAGUAGGCUGAGAGACCGUCUCGCCGCCACUGCUGACACCAGCACAGCCACCAUUCUGUCGCAGCAAGCGGCGCAAAGUGUGUCCGGUGACGUGGAAGCUACCACCGAAGCCACCGAAGCGAAGGAAGUUGACAUCAGCACACCCUCUGAACGUCCGUCAUCUCCGCUGUUCGGCAAUCGCGGCAGUCUCAGUGAAUCAGAACGAGAACAGCAGAAGCCAUCGCUCAACGAAUCAACAGAAGAGUCUGUUUUAUCUUCAACGGAGUUGACGCCAAGUCUGGUCGACAGGCAGAAUCCGACCGAAGAGACCGACAACCCCCUCGAACCAGCUGGAACCAACGCGCCAGAGGCGGAGGCAACCACGACAGCUACCCCGAUCCAGACAACCGCGCGUGCUCGGCUCAGCCUGGUGGAGCAGCUGCGACAGAGGCAGCAACAAAAGAAGACCAGCGUGAAAAGCCUGGUGGAGCAGCUGCGCUCCUCCCUAUACGGCAGUGGGGGUAAGCAGGAGACGGUCCAGGAGGAGGAGAAGUCGUCUAGCAGCACAACCGAAGCGGUAUACACUGAAGAGGCUGUCACUGAGGCCGGCCCCGGCGAAACAGAGCUCGCUAGCGAAGCUCCCACAGAAGCCACGGACACUUCAGAGACAACUACAGAGAGCAGUAUCGAAGUCAUCGAAGAUGAGCUGAGUCAGACAACGGUCCCUCCGACCGCGGAUAGCCUUGGUGUGAACCCUUUCACAGCUCCUAGCACAGUUAGUCCAGUCUCCGCUGAGACCAGACACCCUGGGCUUGAGACUAUCGGUACUGAGGUGCCAACCAGCGAAGCAACUACCGAAACAUCAUUCAGUGCCUUUGGCUUUGCUACAAGUCCCGUGACCGAGGCCUCGUUGGAGGAGCAAUACACUACAACAGAAGCGAGGAUCGAAGAGGGCGUUGUGUAUGCAGUGGCGGCCAACUCUGACGAAAAGCCAGCGCAUGACUUCUCAAGCGUGCCAGCAUCCGCGAUUGAGGGUGCCGUGUUCUCCGUGGAGCGUAACACUGAGUCUACGAGUUUCAAGAGCUUCGCAGAUAAUGAUGCUUUCCUAGAUGAGGCUGUAGUGUACGCAUCGCCCGCGACCACGGAAAGCGCUAUUGAUGCUGAUUCCGAGACAACACAAACGACUGACCAUCGCACAACUGCAUCGACGACAGCACAACUGGGCGGCGAAACCACAGAACCAAGUGUCUUUACAACCACCCGGGUCCUAGAAGGACAGGAAAUCACCACAGCUGAAGGGGCAUCGGAAACUUCGCCUCCCUCAACAGAAGCCGGAAACGAAACUGCAGCCCCCACGGUGUCCAGUGGCGGUGAGACCACGACGACCUCUACGGAAAGUGGGAGUGAAACGGAAGCCUCUACACCGUUGGAUACAAUCCAAACAACAACAUCUGCACCGGUGGCCGGCCUCAUUACCAUUUCAACGAACGGAGAAGUGCUCAUCACCACUGAUGGCACAAACGACGACGGGGACCUGACCACCGCGGACCCGUCUGCGACGCCCACCGUGCAGUCGGGGCAGGCGGCGACGCAGGCGGAGACGCCGAGCUGGCACCGCGACCCACGCCUCUUCCGAUUCGACUGGCCGGGCGAGACCACGUCACGGCCGGCGAUCGAUGUCACGACUGCCCCGGGGCCCACGCUGGACCCGGCCGGCCGCGACCCUAGCUCCUUUGUGUCGGUCAAGGUCAGCGUGUCGUCGGACGAAGCACAGCCCGAGGCCGGUGGUGUGACCGAGGUGGUGGCGUUCGACGAGUCGACGGCGGCGUCCACCUCGGCCGAGCCGACCGCCUCGCCCGUCGACGCGCUGUACAAGGUGUGGUCCACGCAGGCGGAGACGACGGCGCCGGCGACCGUCGAGCCGGGCGUGACCGAGGACGGCGCUCAGGUCACGGUCGGGUCCACCAGGACCAGCGAGUGGGAGGAGGGAAGCGGGCGCCGCGCCAUUCGAAGAGGAACUUCCAUUCGCCGUGCAGACGACGCAGGCGACAGUGGAGAGCGAGGACGGCGGCGUGUUCGUCGUGCAUGCUGAGAGCGUGGAGCCGGAGGAUGCGCCAGCGGACCAGGCUGAUCUGGCAGCGCACUCGAUCGACCGACCUCAGGAGGCGUCGCUCGUGCUGCGGCUCCCUUCGGGGUCGAACGCGCCGGCUGAGAGCAAGCCCGUGCUGUACGAUCGCGACAGUCUUCUCGCGUACUCAACAGUAACACCACGGUACCGUGACCCGGAUAGCCUGUUCAAGCGCAAGACGUACUUGAGCGGGGGUGCGCACCAGAGUCCUCUCACGUGGCUGCUGGGAGUGUGUUCGCUGCUGUUGCUGUGGAGUAGGUGGUGAUGUGGUGAAUGGCAUAGGGAAGAAGGCGGAAGGCCGCCAGAUGUAAAAAAGAUGGUGGAGUUGGUCGGCUAAAUGCCGAGCUCCUUCCGCAUUGCCCAGUCAAGUCACUGAAGGUAGUGUUAUUUGUAGGCUCGAGAUGUAAUGCACAAUGUGUGUAACGCUUUAGGAGAGUCAGACUGGUAAAGACUGGACGCUGUAUUUAAGAAUCCCGUCGCUUAUGAUCACUUGGAAUGGAAGAGCAAACACACGCGGACGUAUAUGUAUUUCUAUUGUACUAGUGUAUUACUUUGUAUCUGUAUCCAGCAUCACCCUGAGAUUUGUAAAAAAAAGUGGCUAAUGCAUAGCAAGAGAUGCAUCUGUUGUAGAUGAAUGUCGAUUUUGUCUGUCCCGUCAAGUACGCUUUGAGCGAUGCAUUGCAAAAAGCUGCAGGCAUAUGCAUUGCUUUGGUGAUGCACACUGAAGCAAAAGGAGAACAAGUUUCUUAUAUAUUGUAGUGGAAUUCCACCUCCGUUUGCAUGUACCGCGCCAGCUGUCCUGCGGUGUGAUCACUCUUGUGUUACGUUAUGAUGAAAUGUGAAUGCACGUAUUGCUCAAAGUUGUGCGCGUUUGUGUGCAUGCAAGAGUCUAUGUUGGACUUUGGCUUUUUGCUUUGUACAUACAACGCGUGCAAUGAUCGCUUGAUGUUGAAAUGCCCAGGGGUAUCUGAGGUGUUUUACCAUGAAGUCCUCUAUACGUCCGCGGUUGCGUAUUUAGAACGAUUCAUUCCUCACGAAAGGGGUGAUUCGGCUUUUCAUCCAUGGGAUGAAAAUCUUCUUCCACUGUGUAUUUUGCUACGAUGCUGAGAUACAUGAUUACCUAAACUAUCACAAAUGUUAUUCUUCGCACCACAACCUGAACGUUUCGUGAAGGAGAUCCACUGUCCUUCUCUGGACGCUGCUAAGCUAAUACGUCAUCAUGCACCGAUGAAAUCAAGCGAUCCUGCCAAAAUGACGAAUGCGGAAUACAUUUUUGUU